Molecule: messenger RNA, 1441 nt
Organism: Chilo suppressalis (striped riceborer)
Lineage: Eukaryota; Metazoa; Arthropoda; Insecta; Lepidoptera; Crambidae
Source: the annotation of a GenBank genome assembly
AAUCUUAUCUUAUCUCAUGAAUGAGUCUAUUGAGUCACCGGGACUAUAACCGUGUUGAUGUCUAAUAGUAGUGUUAUAAUAAAAUAAUCGCCGUCAAAUAAAAAUGAAAAAACAUUAUAUUGUGAAAACUUUUUUCUGUUUAUCGACUUUGUCUAUUUUGUUUUUAAUGUAUUUGUCAUUUCGAGAUUAUAAAUAUCAUUUUAUAAAAAGUGUUCGAAAUUAUACUGAGCUAUUGAGAGUGUUCUCUGAUGGAAAAAUACAACCGAUGAAGUAUAUACUCCAAUGGACUUCGGCUUCUGACGUGCCUUUCGUUUAUAUGGGAAAAGGUCGGGAUGGAUUCACAAGCAGAAACUGUCCUUACACUAAUUGUAUUGUUACAUCCGACAGGAAUCUUCUCGGUGACGUGACUAAAUUUGACGUCAUUGCUUUCAGUGGCCCUCAAGUGAGAUUUUAUAAGAAAAGUAUGCUGCCAACUGCACGAUCUCCGCAUCAAAAAUAUGUGUUCGCUUCAAUCGAAUCGUCUCAUUAUUAUCCAGUAUGCAACGAUCAGUUCAAUGAUUACUUCAACUGGACUUGGUCGUUCAGACUCGAUUCCGAUGUACGAUGGGGUUACAUGUUGAUUAAAGAUAAAAAUAAUACUAAAAUAGGUCCGAACAAAAUAAUGCACUGGUUGAAACCGGGCGAGAUGGACACAGUGACUCAAGAGUUUAAAGAGAAAUUAAAAACAAAGAAAAAAGCAGCUGCUUGGUUUGUGUCUAAUUGCUACGAUAGAGCCGGCCGAUUAAAAGUUGCAAAGAGUCUUAAAAAGGAACUAGAAAAAUACAACUUAUCAUUAGAUAUCUAUGGACGCUGUGGAAAUUUAAAGUGUCCUUCCUCUGAAGUGGAAGAUUGCGAGAAAAUGUUGCAAGAUGAUUAUUAUUUCUAUUUGUCGUUUGAAAAUUCAUUUAGUGAAGACUAUGUAACUGAAAAGCUGCGCAAAGCUUUAAACAAUAACGCCGUACCAAUUGUCUACGGUGGAGCUAAUUACACAAGGUUUAUGCCAGACGGGAUUUAUUUAAAUGCGAAAGAAACAACCGUCGAACAGAUAGCUAGUAAAAUGAACGAGUUGAUCAAAAAUCCUGAGAAAUACGCGGAUUAUUUUCGAUGGAGGAACCACUACUCGUAUCACAGUCUCCACGAUGAUCCAGAGACCGAUGAAUAUUGUAAUUUUUGUGCAAUACUUAAUAACGAGAAAAAAGUAAAGGAGCAUUCAAGCAUAAAGGACUUUAGAAAAUGGUGGAAUAAUCCUAAUUAUUGUUAACUGGAAUAUUGUUCUAAUAAUUGUAAUGAGCUUAACUAAUAGGGGUGAUGACGGGGUACAGUAAACGAAAUUCUAUUUAGUCCGUCAGUAAGAUGAUCAAAAAAUAAUGGACACGUAUUUUUUCUUUGGGCAAUCAACCAA